AUGUCGAUUCGUAUCGUAUCUUACAAUUUAUUAGCACCUAUAUUUGGUGAUCGACCAGAAAUGUAUCGAAAAUGUCAACCGCAAUUUCUUAAAACUGAUCACCGAUGGAAUUUGAUUCAAUCUCAAUUGAAACAAGAAAUUAACCAUCAUGAUAACACGAUUAUCUGUCUACAAGAGAUUUGUCUUGAAUUUCUACCUAAACUCGACUUAUUUUUUCAUGAAUUAAAUUAUAGCUUUUUUCAAAAUCUCUAUGGUCCACCAUGCACUGAUUAUCUAGGUGUUGGUAUUGCAAUUCCAAUAUCGAUGCAAUUGCAAUCGAUUUCUUAUAUCAGAAUUGGCGAUUACAUGCGAUCAAUGAGUAAACCACGCGAAACAAAGAAUGGUCUCUUUGCAUGGGGUCAACAGUGGUGGCAAUUUUUGAUGAAUAAAUUCGCCGAACCAGCUAAGGAUACAUGGGAUCUGGCCAUGUCACAAACGAAUACAUUGAUUUGUUUACAAGUAGUAAUCGAUCAUAAAAUUGUAUACGUUGCCAAUUAUCACAUGCCAAGUCUCUACCUGAUACCUGAUCUUAUGCAAAUGCAUGCUUCUGUCGUAAAAGAUUGUAUGUUUGAAUUAGCAGCCGGUCAAAAUUUUAUUCUAAGUGGCGAUUUCAAUCUUAAGCCUUACGAUGUCACUUAUCGGAUUCUAACUGAAAAAGGUUAUGACCAGAAUUUACCAGAAUCAUAUAUGUAUGAAAUAUCUUAUCGACCUAACAGUGAACGAGCGUUGAAAAGUGCUUACCUUGAGAAAAACGGAGCUGAACCUGUUUACACGAAUUUUAGAGAUGUGGCUAAGUCGCCUAACUUUUGUGAAACACUUGACUACAUAUUUUUUCAAGGAAAUCUUAUUGUCGAAAAAGUAUUGGAACUACCAGAUCAACCUUUGAGCGAAUCUUAUCCGGACGAAACACAUCCUUCAGAUCAUUUGUUGAUCGCAGCAUCAUUUCGAUUGUUGUAG
Molecule: messenger RNA, 996 nt
Organism: Rotaria socialis
Lineage: Eukaryota; Metazoa; Rotifera; Eurotatoria; Philodinida; Philodinidae
Source: the annotation of a GenBank genome assembly